AUGAAGUUGACGUCUUUCCUUCUUCUUUGGAGUCUUGGCGGCUGGUCCCCUUUCGUUGCAAACGCCGAUCAAAGGGCUCAAGUGACGUUGACAUUGGACGAGUUUGAAGAUCUCUACUCCACUGCCAAACUCAAGGAUGUUUACCGAAAACUGCAAGACCAGAAACAAAGAAAUCAUGAUGAACAUCUGAGCAAGUUGGAACAACUCAAACAGCAACACCAGCAAGAAAUCUUUCCCACAAACUUUCAGGUCCUCGAGUACGCCGCCAUUGGAAACUACAAUGCUACCGCUGCCACGAGCACCACGGACGAUAAUAACAUGGCAGUUUUCGACAUGAAAAUGACAAUUCGCGUCAUGGGAGAUGAAAGAUUGCGCACAUUGGGCCCAUGCAAGGCAAAGAGCACAGGCGACGCCGACAGCUCGCUGGUGGACGAAUACUCCAAGAUGUGCGAGCUCCUGACUGUGCCUUCUCCCACCGAGUGCAUAACCUCGUGGAUAGCAGUCACCUGA
This is a messenger RNA of Seminavis robusta, 510 nucleotides long. NCBI's taxonomy places the organism in Eukaryota, Bacillariophyta, Bacillariophyceae, Naviculales, Naviculaceae. The record is from the annotation of a GenBank genome assembly.